Molecule: messenger RNA, 3057 nt
Organism: Leucoraja erinaceus (little skate)
Lineage: Eukaryota; Metazoa; Chordata; Chondrichthyes; Rajiformes; Rajidae
Product: glutamate dehydrogenase, mitochondrial
Exons: 13
Coding region: 147-1808 (553 amino acids)
Biological process (GO): L-glutamate catabolic process
Cellular component (GO): mitochondrion
Molecular function (GO): L-glutamate dehydrogenase (NAD+) activity
Source: RefSeq, a predicted model, not a curated record
GCGGCUCCAGUGAAACGGCGGGGCGGGACUGACUGACUGACGGGAACGAGCUCGAGCUCGAGCUUCUCCGUGGCCCCGGCGAGAGACGCUGCGCUCCCUGUCCCCCUUUCGGUGCACGGUGACUCCUGCCCGCGUCCUCUGCCGCCAUGUACCGCUACCUAGGCGAGCUGCUGGCCCGAGGGGCCGCCGCUUCCCUGACGCCCGUUGCCGAGGGCGGUGUACAGCGCCUGGGCGGCCCGGCUGCCCUGCACCAAUGCCGGCGUUACUCCAGCGAGCCACCCGCGGCCACGGCGGAUGCGGCGUGCAACCAGCAGGACGACCCCAACUUCUUCACCAUGGUGGAAGGCUUCUUCGACCGGGGGGCGAAGAUCGUGGAGGACAAGUUGGUGGAGGACCUGCGGAGCCGGGAGUCGGACGAGCAGAAGCACAAGCGGGUGCGGGGCAUCCUGAAGAUCAUCAAACCCUGCAACCACGUCCUAUCCAUCUCUUUCCCCAUCAAGAGGGACAACGGGGAGUGGGAGGUGAUCGAGGGCUACCGAGCCCAGCACAGCCAGCAUCGGAUGCCUUGCAAAGGAGGGAUCCGUUACAGCUUGGAUGUCAGUGUGGAUGAAGUCAAAGCUCUCGCCUCUCUGAUGACGUACAAAUGUGCAGUGGUCGAUGUACCCUUUGGUGGUGCUAAAGCUGGAGUAAAGAUUAACCCAAAGGUGUACUCGGAUACAGAAUUAGAAAAAAUCACAAGGAGGUUUACUAUUGAGCUGGCAAAGAAAGGAUUUAUUGGACCUGGUAUUGAUGUGCCGGCCCCUGACAUGAGCACAGGUGAGCGUGAGAUGUCUUGGAUCGCUGACACCUAUGCCACGACAAUGGGACACCAGGAUAUAAAUGCUCAUGCCUGUGUGACUGGAAAACCCAUCAGCCAAGGUGGCAUCCAUGGGCGGAUUUCAGCGACAGGACGUGGUGUGUUCCAUGGGAUUGAGAACUUCGUUAAUGAAGCGUCCUACAUGAGUGUCCUUGGAAUGACCCCAGGCUUUGGAGACAAAACGUUCGUCAUUCAGGGGUUUGGUAAUGUGGGCAUGCACUCCAUGAGAUACCUUCACCGCUAUGGAGCCAAGUGCAUAGGUGUUGGUGAGGUGGAUGGUGCCAUCUGGAAUGAUGACGGAAUUGAUCCCAAGGAACUAGAAGAUUACAAACUGGCAAAUGGAACUAUUGUUGGAUUCCCCAAAGCUCGGCCGUAUGAAGGCAAUAUCCUGGAGUCUGACUGCCACAUUCUCAUCCCUGCUGCCGGUGAGAAGCAGAUGACCAAGAACAAUGCAUGGAAAGUUAAAGCGAAGAUUAUUGCCGAGGGUGCCAAUGGGCCAAUGACUCCAGAAGCUGACAAGAUCUGCAUGGAAAGGAACAUCAUGGUUAUUCCAGAUCUAUACUUGAAUGCUGGUGGUGUCACUGUUUCCUACUUUGAGUGGCUGAAAAAUUUGAAUCAUGUCAGCUAUGGCCGUCUGACCUUCAAAUAUGAGCGCGACUCCAACUACCACCUGCUAAUGUCUGUCCAGGAAAGCUUGGAGAGGAAGUUUGGCAAACACGGUGGAACAAUACCAGUUGUCCCAACAGCGGAAUUCCAAGCCAGAAUAGCGGGUGCCUCGGAGAAGGAUAUUGUCCACUCUGGUCUUGCAUACACCAUGGAGCGCUCAGCAAAGCAAAUAAUGCGCACAGCGAUGAAAUAUAACCUGGGCCUGGAUUUGAGAACAGCUGCCUAUGUCAAUGCCAUUGAGAAAGUCUUCAAAGUGUAUAACGAAGCUGGACUGACCUUCACAUAGGGUGGAUGCCACCCGUCCUCAUCGAACCCUGCUUCUGCUCUCCCAGCCUGACAUAUCAAACGUUUGCAUAUGUCUCCUUGCUUUUUAUUUUUCCUUUUUGCCUUUUAAACCAUUGGAACACUAAUUCUCCAAUAGAAGCUGCCAGAAUUAGUCGAUAGCUUGAAUAAUCAAUUAAUGUAACCCAGGUAUCGUAAUUAAGGCUUACAGAAAAUUUUCACUAUCUCACACUGCUGGCAAGUGGGAGCCAUGUUACAUUUACUGAACAAGGAUUGUUAUUUUCCUUUGUGGCAUCCAACUAGCCAACAGAAUCUCUCUGCAGGUUCAUUUACGGCAACUAAAAAUCUUACCGAUGAGGGUGUGAACCCAUUGUGUUCUGGAGACGCUAUCUUUCUGCAGAUAAUCCCCCCCCCCCCCCCCUCGGGUGGAUUUCACCACACGUUUGGCAUCCCACCUUCUGCAUUCGACUCUUGCAAAGAUCUUCAAGUCAUUGGUAGCACACCUUCCACAGUAGCACCAGAACCCAAUGUGUACGGAGGAGCUGAACAAUAUUGCUUGUGUGCAGCAGUAUUUGCACAGAUCGGUUUUUAAAAAUUGUAUACUAAUAACUGAUAUUUAGCCAGAAUUAUUUUUAUAAUUAGCUAGGUGGUAGUGACGCAACAAUUGGCUGGUGUCGCUGGGUUUAUAAGAACUAGAAUAGGCUGGGUUCCCCAUCCCAAUUGUGCAUUGGUCCUGUUGUAAAGGUUGCCCCUUGACUUUAGCUGGUUUGGGUUACAAUCCAUUGUGGUGCUUGGAUUAGCUUGCUAACAAUUGGAGAUGUGCAUUUUAAGAGCAGCAAUUCCAACAGCUUGGGUUUCCAUAAAUUGGUCAUUUCGGGCAAGUUGGCUGACAGGAGGAGAAUGUACCAAGUAAUAUUGUCGGAUUAAGGAUCAGAUUGUUUAAAAUACAGCUGACACAUAUUGAAGGUGAAUAAUAGCAAGUCCAUUACAAAGUUGCCUUGAGAAAAGGAAUCCAGCCAAAGUGGACCCAUGAGCAGAGAUGGGAAGUUGUACAAAUAUGUACAGGGAGCUGAUUCCCAGGUUAGAACUUCCUUAUCUGCCUUGAUUUUCUUAUGCCCCUGUCCCACUUGGGAAACCUGAACGGAAACCUCUGGAGACUUUGUGCCCCACCCAAGGUUUCCGGAGGUUCCCGGAGGUUUUUGUCAGUCUCCCUACCUGCUUCCACUACCUGUAACCUCCGGCAACCACCUGCU